Lampris incognitus (smalleye Pacific opah) is the source of this 1904-nucleotide messenger RNA. It is a transcript of the gene mcoln3b, whose product is annotated as mucolipin TRP cation channel 3b. The coding region runs from base 71 to 1762 and encodes 563 amino acids. Gene Ontology annotation, cellular component: lysosomal membrane; plasma membrane. The record is from RefSeq and is a predicted model, not a curated record. Lineage: Eukaryota; Metazoa; Chordata; Actinopteri; Lampriformes; Lampridae. Gene Ontology annotation, molecular function: NAADP-sensitive calcium-release channel activity. The transcript is spliced from 14 exons.
GUAAAGUUGGCGAGCCUGCAGAGUGAAGUAGAGCCCCCAAAAGACGGACGGCGUCCCGGACACAAAACAGAUGUCAGACAGUGAGGAGUCUAGUGAUGUGUACUCUGUGUAUGAGACAAAUGGACAGCCUUCUUGGGCCGAACACCAGCAGAAGCACCAGCAGGACCUGGGUAACGUAGAGAACCUCAGAAGGAAGAUCAAGUACUACUUCAUGAACCCCUGUGAGAAGUACCAUGCCCGAGGUCGAAAGCCGUGGAAACUCGUGCUUCAGCUCAUCAAAAUUGCCAUUAUUACUAUUCAGUUGGUCUCUUUUGGACUGAGCAACCAGAUGGUUGUCAUGUUCAAGGAGGAAAAUCUGAUGACAUUUAAGCACCUCUUCCUGAAAGAUUAUGUUGAUGGAGGUAUGGACACGUACGCGCUCUACAGACAGGGAGAUGUCUAUGACCAUAUCAACUACAUUGUAGAGCAGUACGGACUUCUACGCAACAUCACAGUAGGCAACCAUGCUUAUGACAGAAAUGGCGGUACGUACUCCCCGAUGUCAGUUUGUCAAGAGUACUACAGGAAUGGUACCAUCUACCCGGGAAACGAGACCUUUGAAAUUGACGCUGAGGUGGAAACUGAUUGCCUUGAGAUUUACCCGAUGUACCCCCUGGCAUUGAGCGAAGACCUUCAUGGUUUUAAACUACAUUUUAAAACGUUACUUCGCGUGAAGUUCAUGUUUGUUCUCAAGGCUAUAAACCUACAGACGGUGAGGCAUCGAGAGCUGCCUGAUUGUUAUGACUUCAAAGUCCUGAUCACUUUCGACAACCAAGCUCACAGCGGCAGGGUGAAGGUUAACUUGGACAACGAUGUCGAGAUCAAUGAAUGCAGAGACUGGAAAGUAACUGGAGCAUCGGCUAGAAACGUGUACUUCCCACUACUAUUUGACUGCCUCAUCAUCAUAACAUGCAUCACAUCCCUUGCCCUCUGCACUCGCUCAGUGCUCAAUGGGAUGCAGCUGCAAUUUGAGUACAUACUGUACUGCAAUAACCACUCCGGUAAAGAGGUUUCAUUGUCAGACAAGUUGGACUUUCUCAAUGGCUGGUAUAUCCUGAUCAUUGUCAGUGACACACUGACCAUCAUCGGCUCGAUCCUCAAAAUAGAGAUCCAGACAAAGGCCCUAACAAGCUACGAUGUGUGCAGCAUCUUCCUUGGCUCGGGCACUAUGUUCGUCUGGAUCGGUGUUAUCCGCUACAUGGGAUAUUUCAAGAAAUACAACAUUCUCAUCCUGACACUAAGGGCAGCUUUUCCAAAUGUCAUCCGAUUUGUCUGCUGUGCUGGAAUUAUCUACCUGAGCUACUGCUUCUGCGGCUGGAUCGUCCUCGGCCCAUACCAUAAAAAGUUCCGGACCCUUAACACCGUGUCGGAGUGUCUGUUCUCGCUGAUAAAUGGAGACGACAUGUUUCCCACCUUCAGCAACAUGCAGCAGAAGAGUCAGUUGGUGUGGAUCUUCAGCAGAGUCUACCUCUACACCUUCGUUUCGCUCUUCAUCUACAUGAUUCUCAGCCUCUUCAUCACCCUCAUUACCAACACCUAUGACACCAUCAAGCAGCAGCAACAGAGUGAAAACCCCACAUCAGAGCUGCAAAGGUUCCUUUUGGAGUGCAAAGAUCUGCCAAACUCUGGGGUGUACAGAAUCAAAGAGAAGCCCAGCUGCUUCCUAAACUGCUGCAUGUCUCGAUGCAACGGCCAUCGAGACAGGCUGAUCUCAGAGACAUAGUGUGUCUUGCUGCUGAUAUGAAGACAUCUGAAUACGAGAAGAAGAGAGGCUUAUGGGAUUUCGUGUGCUCACUCUCAAAGCUACGUGAUUUGCACUUAAAUAUAUAGUCUGUCUGUCGGGGGAAGCUCUGGUCAUGGCAGCU